CUACCGAUUACCUACAUAUUACUCACAACAAAAUCCUCAGGGAGGGUUUUCUAAUUCCAGGAUAGGGGCCUGAGCUUGCUCUGAUGUCCUUUUUUGAGAAGAUGUCUACAGCAGAUUUGAUGGAGAAUCUCCGAGAGGAACUGACCUGUUUCAUCUGCUUGGACUAUUUCACCAGCCCCGUGACCACUGAGUGUGGGCACAGCUUUUGUCUGGUGUGUCUCCUAAGAAGCUGGGAGGAACAUAACACCCCUUUAUCUUGUCCUGAGUGUUGGAGGACCUUGGAGAUCCCACAUUUCCAGCCCAAUGAGCGUUUGGGGAGGCUCGCGGGCAUCGGCAAGCAGCUCAGGUGCCAGGUGCUGCAAAGUGAGGGUGCCCAAGGAGGCUAUGAGAGAAUGCUGGCUGCCACUAAGGUGUGGUCUGAUGAUGAGCAGAGUGUCCACGAUUCCUCAACCCAAGGUCAUGGAGGAAACAGAGUGAAUCUCUUGAGUGAGGCUGAGGAGCACCACAAAGAGAAACUCCAGGAAAUCCUAACUAUUUUGCAUAAAAAGAAAAAGGAAACUCAGGUUAUAUUAACCCAUGAGAAGGAGAGAGUGAUAUUGUGUAAGGAAGAGACAAAGACUUGUCGGCAGGUUGUUGUAUCAGAAUACGCAAAAAUGCACCAGUUCCUGAAGGAGGAGGAGCAGCUGCAGCUCCAGCUGCUGGAAAUGGAGGAAAGAGAGAACCUGAAGAAACUGCGGGAUAAUGAGAUCAAGCUGACCCAGCAAAUGAGAAGCCUGAGCAAAGUCAUCGGACAGAUAGAGUCUACUUGUCAGAACUCGAUUGUAGAGUCUUUUGAGGAUGUGAGAGGAAUCCUGGAAAGGAGUGAGCCAUUCUUGCUUCAGAGUCCAGAGGCCACCACCACUGAACUGACUCUGUGCCACAUCACUGGAAUGAGGGAGAUGCUAAGAAAAUUCAGCACAGAUAUAACUCUAGAUCCAGCUACAGCCAAUGCCUAUCUCAUCUUGUCUGAGGACCUGAAAAGUGUGAAACAUGGAGGAAUCCGACAGCAGUUACCUGACAACCCAGAAAGAUUUGACCAGUCUGCCACCGUGCUGGGGGCUCAGAUCUUCACCUGCGGGAGACACUACUGGGAGGUGGAAGUGGGCAACAAGACGGAGUGGGAGGUGGGCAUCUGCAAGGACUCAGUGAGCCGAAAGGGGAACCUCCCCAAGCCACCGGGGGACCUCUUCUCACUUAUAGGCUUGAAAAUUGGAGAUGAUUAUAGCCUUUGGGUCUCAUCACCUUUGAAGGGUCAACAUGUUAGAGAGCCAGUGCGUAAGGUUGGUGUUUUCUUAGACUACGAGUCUGGACACAUCGCAUUCUACAACGUGACAGAUGAGUCCCUCAUCUACAGCUUCCCUCCAGCCUCUUUCCAAGAGGCUCUCAGGCCCAUCUUCUCCCCUUGUCUCCCAAACGAAGGGACGAACACAGGCCCUCUUACCAUCUGCUCACUCAAUAACCAUGUCUGA
Molecule: messenger RNA, 1508 nt
Organism: Sus scrofa (pig)
Lineage: Eukaryota; Metazoa; Chordata; Mammalia; Artiodactyla; Suidae
Gene: TRIML1
Product: tripartite motif family like 1
Molecular function (GO): protein binding
Source: RefSeq, a predicted model, not a curated record